AUGGCGCCGCAAGAGCGAACUCCUUGUUGCGAGCAGGAGGACGAUUCCCGCCAAAACGCGGGCAUAGACAACAACCUGUCAAACAUCGACCUAAGCGGGAGUUUCGUGAACAAAGCUUACACGAACAGCACAGAUAAUAUAAACAGCGGAAGGAGCAUGAAUUUAAAUGACAACACAAAUAAUAAUGAAAGGAAAGAGGACGAUGAAAAAAAGGCGACGGAUUUCGACGAUUUAUUACCGUACGUAGGAGAGUUUGGGCUGUACCAGAAGAUACUGUUCCUGCUGAUGAUACCAUUCGCGUUUUUCGUCGCUUUCGUGUAUUUCUCGCAAAUAUUCAUGACGAUCGUCCCCGAACAGCAUUGGUGCUGGGUGCCUGAGCUUGCCAACUUGACUGUGGAGGAGAGACGCGCUUUAGCCAUUCCACCGAAGUCGGAGGGUCCCUUCCCGCACGAGCGGUGUCGCAUGUACUCCGCGGAUUGGACCAAAGCCCUGGCGCAGGGCAGGACCACCCCAGACGAUGAGUGGCCCAUCAUCCCCUGCACCAGCGGCUGGGAAUACAACAAGAGCGAUGUGCCCUACGACACGAUCGCCUCCGAAUUGGACUGGGUGUGCGAGAAGGACAACCUGGCAGCGACCGCACAAGCUAUCUUCUUCUGCGGGGCAAUUGUGGGUGGACUGGUUUUCGGUUGGAUUGCGGAUAAAUACGGAAGAAUACCAGCACUAGUUGGUACCAACGCGAUGGGGUUCACCGCCGGGAUAGGCACCGCUUUCUGCAGCAGCUUCUGGUCGUUCGCCGUGUGCCGGUUCCUCGUGGGUUUCGCCUUCGACAACUGCUUCACUAUGAUGUACAUCCUAGUGCUGGAAUACGUGGGCCCAAAAUGGCGCACUUUCGUCGCGAACAUGUCGAUCGCUCUGUUCUUCACACUAGCUGCCUCACUGCUGCCCUGGAUAGCUCUGCUGGCGGACGACUGGCGGAUCUUCGCUCUGGGCACCAGCGCUCCGUUCAUAUUAGCGCUGGCAACCCCUUGGCUGGUGCCAGAAAGUGCUCGCUGGUUGGUGUCGCAGGGUAAAAUAGACAAGGCACUGACUAUCAUGAAGAAAUUCGAGAAGAUAAACAAGACGAAGAUACCUGACAAAGUGCUCAGCGAGUUUACCGAGUCGUCCUUGAAAACUAUCAAGGAGUGCGAAGCCGAAUCACGCACUUACUCCGUGCUGGACCUCUUCAGAACCCCUCGACUAAGGAGGAACGCGAUACUGCUAAUCGUUAUAUGGAUGGCCAUCUCGCUGGUGUUCGACGGGCACGUGAGGAAUGUGGGGUCCCUGGGGCUGGACAUAUUCCUCACGUUCACCAUCGCGUCAGCGACCGAACUCCCCGCUGACACGUUCUUGACAGCGGUGCUGGACAGGUGGGGAAGAAGAUGGUUGGCAUGCGGGUCCAUGGUCCUCAGUGGCAUCUUCAGUCUGCUAGCGACAGCGGUUCCAGUUGGCGGUCCGUCCGCUUCGCUGGCGAUAAUGGGCCGCUUCGCUGUCAACAUAUCGUACAACAUCGGCCUUCAGUACGCGGCGGAGCUGCUACCGACUGUGGUGAGGGCCCAGGGGGUCGCACUCAUCCACAUCAUGGGCUACGUGGCGUCCAUAGUCGCGCCAUUCGUCGUCUACCUGGCCAAUUUCUCCCAAGACCUGCCGCUGCUGAUAUUAGGAGCGUUGGGGGUGCUUGGCGGCCUGCUAUGUCUCUUCCUGCCCGAGACAAUGGACACGGAGAUGCCGCAAACUCUGCAAGAUGGCGAGAACUUCGGAAAGGACCAGAGGUUCUGGGACAACCCCUGCUUCUCCAGGAAAUCCGACGAUGAAGAGAAAAUGGAGCGAUAUCAGAAGCGGGCCUCAUUGCCGAUUGGUCAGGACCGUCCAAGCUUCGUGAGGGCCAUGCCUAGCGCGAUUGGCUCGAGGGCCUCAAUCCGAGCUUCUGUCCGAGCAUCCACCAGGGGUUCCCUCCGUCAGAGAGACAGAGGCAAGCUGGAGCCGGUG
Messenger RNA from Iphiclides podalirius (scarce swallowtail), 2025 nucleotides. The record is from the annotation of a GenBank genome assembly. Lineage: Eukaryota; Metazoa; Arthropoda; Insecta; Lepidoptera; Papilionidae.